UCAGGUGUGGGGUUCUCCUUCAUGUACACCCCCUGUAUCACCAUGGUGGGGAGAUACUUCAAGACAAGAAGGGCGCUCGCAAACGGACUGGGUCUGUCAGGCUCCGGAGUAGGAACUUUCGCCUUCCCUCCAGUCUUCCAGUUACUUAUAGACCACUACGGGUGGCGGGGUUCCCUGUUUGUCGUAGCAGGGGUCGCGUUGUAAGGCUGCAUCUUUGGCGCCUUGCUAAGACCAAUAUAUCUGAUAGAAGACAUUGAAAACAGGAAGACAGUCACAUUAUCAAAUGACGCGAAGACGCCCUCAAGAAGGCGAUGUUUUUCUGUAUAUAAACUCCUGGACCUCUCGCUUUUUCGUAAGCUGUAUUUUGUAGUUUUUACCCUCUCCAACAUGCUGCUGAUAUUCGGCAACUUCAUCCCCUUCGUUCACCUGGUCGCGCACGCGAGAAGCAUCGGAACUGGAGCGAUGCAGGAGGCGGCUUUUCUGAUCUCGGUUAUCGGUAUUGGUGACGGGGUGUCUAGGGUAGCGUAUGGCUGGCUCUCGGACUUGGGCCUGUUCCCUCGGCUCCGAGGGUACACCAUGUGUGCCCUCGGUCUUGCCCUAUCUGUGUUCUUCUUGCCGCUGCCUCGGACGUACCCUGCCAUGGUGGCGUGUUGCCUGGCCGUCGGCCUGUUUGCCGGCUCCUGCGCUAGUCAAACGGCGGUGCUCCUGGCGGAAUUUUGCGGGGUGGGCAGGCUGGUGAGCGCCGUGGGGAUAGCGUACGGGAUACAGGGAUUCGCCAUGCUGUUCGGGCCGCCUAUUGCAGGUCGUUUAUAUGACGUCACCGGAAAUUACACCGCCUCCUUCUAUGUAGCCGGAAGUGUCGUCAUGGCCUGCGUCCUCAUGCUGACGUCACUAGAAGUACAUCGGUCGAGAACCAACGUACCUCCGCGGACACAUGGCAGCACCGAAAAUACUGAAAACACGUGACU
Branchiostoma belcheri (Belcher's lancelet) is the source of this 968-nucleotide messenger RNA. RefSeq names its product monocarboxylate transporter 12-B-like. The record is from RefSeq and is a predicted model, not a curated record. Gene Ontology annotation, biological process: monocarboxylic acid transport; transmembrane transport. Gene Ontology annotation, molecular function: monocarboxylic acid transmembrane transporter activity. Lineage: Eukaryota; Metazoa; Chordata; Leptocardii; Amphioxiformes; Branchiostomatidae.